Molecule: messenger RNA, 540 nt
Organism: Theileria orientalis strain Shintoku
Lineage: Eukaryota; Apicomplexa; Aconoidasida; Piroplasmida; Theileriidae
Product: 50S ribosomal protein L7Ae
Exons: 1
Coding region: 1-540 (179 amino acids)
Source: RefSeq, a predicted model, not a curated record
AUGUCUGAAUCUACUCAGAACGUCGAGGAACCCUUAGUUGAGGAAUCUGCCUACGUCUCUCCCAUCGCUAAGCCCAGACUCGGCGGCAAGUCUCUUCUCAGGUCCCUGAAGCUUGUCAAGCGUGCUAUUGCCGUUGAGAAGCUGGCUAAAAUGAACAACACUGAGGGCAAGGGGUACUCUGACCUUGAGUUAACUCGCCUCGUAAAGCGUGGUGUUCAGGACGUCACUAAAUCUCUUCGCAAGGGCGCCACUGGCAUCGUUCUCAUUGCCUCUGACGUCCACCCCGUUGACACCGUCGCACACCUUCCCAUUCUCUGCGAGGAGCUUUCUCUGUCCUAUGCCUACGUUACUUCUAAAAAGAUUCUUUCCGACGUUUGUCACUCGAGGCGGCCCACUUGCGUUGUUCUCGUCGUAAAGCCUUUCAACGACUUUGCCAAGAGGAUUUCCAAGCUUUCUGAUUCCGACGUUUCUAAACUCGACUAUUCUGAGCUUUACAAUAAGGUGGAUGUGAACAUAAGGAAACACCAUCCUUUUCUUUAA